ACCACAACCUAAUUGAAAAAAAUGAAAGAGUUUUUUUUUAACCAAAAAAAUAAAAGGAGUUAAAAACCGGAUUAUAUCAAAUUAAGUGACAUUAUCCGAACUCCAACUGACUCCUAUGGCGGAAACAAGACGACUGAGGGGUCAUAAAGCGACUGCCACAUGCUGCAUCGCUUCCCGAAUCCGCCCUGGCCUAGUAGCUACAGCGGCUGAGGAUGGCAACGUUUGCUGGUUUGAUAUGCGGUGCAAAGAUAUGGUUUUUACUACGGAUGUUGGGAGUCAUUAUCCAAUUUCAUCAAUCUGUUUCAACCCAGGAAAUGAAGAUAUAAUUUAUGCAUCAUCAGGAAAUGAAGUCAAGUGUUUCGAAGUGAAGAUGGGCAAGUCAUCAAAACCAUUGGAGAGCUACAAUUACAACAAGGAUGAAAUAAACCAGAUUGCUUGCACUGCAAGUUCAUCUUUCCUUGCUGCAGCAGAUGACAGUGGAGAUGUCAAGAUUGUUGAUAUCCGUCGACAUUGCCUUUAUAAGACUCUAAGAGCAGGUCAUACAAGUAUUUGUAGCAGUGCUCAAUUUAUUCCCUGGAGACCUUGGGAAGUCGUUACUGGUGGCCUUGAUUCAAAACUUGUUGUAUGGGACUUCUCAAAGGGGCGACCUAAGAAUAUUGUGGACUUUGCAGAAGCGAAAAAUAAAGAUAACCAGGGACAGUGCUUGAACCCUUCUUUUGUCCACGCACUGGCACUUCCUGAAGUUGACAUGGUGGAUAAAGUGGGGAAGUAUUGUGCUGUGGCUAGGGGUGAUGGUGUUGUUGAUAUCUUGAAUAUCGAUUCGGAUCUCAAUUCUUCUUCUAAACCAUCAAAGCGCUCUUCUAAACCCAAGGAAGCUUCCCUAGUGGGGAACUUGAGACUGGAUCACACUCUAGGAGGGCAUACUGCAGCAGUUUCCUGCGUCGCAUUUUCACUGUUUGGAGGAGAGAAGGGGAAGUUUGUAGUUUCGGGUGGGAACGACAGGCAAAUAAGGAUUUGGGAUUGGUUAAAAGCUGUUACUGAUGAUGGAACAACCACCAGUGCAGAUGUUUUGCAUCUCAAAUUAAAUUUAAGCAGAAAAGUGAAUUGGCUUUGUACUGCCCCGACUGACUCCGAUAAUCUGGUUGUGUGUGAUACAUCCAAAAUGGUUAAGGUUUAUACAAUUGCCUGAAUGUUUUAUUGUAGCAUUUAUAAUUGUAUUAUUCCCGGAACAAGCUAGCCUGGGGUCAUAUUCAACUGCAAGGCUGGGGGUGGGACUGUGGGAGUGAAGGUUUUACCAUAGUGGUAACUGAUGGGUGCAAAGAUGUGCGAGUUUCAAAAGAUGUCCAGUGACUUCAAAUUUAAAGCAUUAGAUGUGUAAGUGUACUUUAAAUUGUACCCCCACCCCAAAUAAAUCCCAUAAAAUAAAUUAUUGUCUUUAAUACUGCAUUUAGUAGUAUGAACAUGAAAUGUCACGCGAGUAUGUUAUUCUUUUUUUAUAAAUAUAAUAGCUGAAUUUUAGAAUUAAGAAAUCAUAUGUGGUAAUAAAGACUACAACUUGUGUGAGG
Messenger RNA from Cuscuta epithymum, 1565 nucleotides. The record is from the annotation of a GenBank genome assembly. Lineage: Eukaryota; Viridiplantae; Streptophyta; Magnoliopsida; Solanales; Convolvulaceae.